Molecule: messenger RNA, 652 nt
Organism: Trifolium pratense (red clover)
Lineage: Eukaryota; Viridiplantae; Streptophyta; Magnoliopsida; Fabales; Fabaceae
Product: thioredoxin-like 3-3
Exons: 3
Coding region: 98-508 (136 amino acids)
Source: RefSeq, a predicted model, not a curated record
AAGUACUAGCUCUUGUAAAAAAAUAAAAAAAGAAUAAAAGUAGAGUAGCAGUGAUUAGAUAGAUUUGUGGUUACGAAAAGAAGCAAAAGUGUCGGAGAUGGAUGUGAGUAGCAAUAGCAACGGAGAAGAAGAUAACUCAAAGAAAGGAUUGGAAGGAACUGGUUUAGUUUUACCCAUUAAUCGUCACUCCAAUUUGAAAAGUGCUUCCUCCGAUCACGACUUCACCCAAAUCCUCACACACAUCAAAUCCUCCAAAAUUCCCGCUGUUAUCAAUUAUGGUGCCUCAUGGUGUGGCGUUUGUAGCAAAAUUCUACCUGCAUUCUGUAGACUGAGCAACAAAUUUCCAAAGCUUAACUUUAUAUAUGCAGAUAUUGAUGAAUGCCCGGAAACAACUCAACACAUUCGAUACACUCCGACGUUCCAGUUUUUCCGGGAUGGUGAAAAGGUAGAUGAAAUGUAUGGUACUGGAGAAGAGAGGCUGCAUGAUCGCCUGUGGUUGCACUCCUGAUGAUAUAUGCUAAGAUGUAGACAUUCUGUUUUCAAUUUCUCAAUUUAUGUAAUAUUGGCAAUGGCAAUUGGCAUUUGCCUAUCAUCAACAAUUGAAUGUGUUUCAGGCUGAAAUCUAAUUAUUGAAUGACUACAUUUGAAACUA